Molecule: messenger RNA, 2286 nt
Organism: Atta colombica
Lineage: Eukaryota; Metazoa; Arthropoda; Insecta; Hymenoptera; Formicidae
Gene: vimar
Product: rap1 GTPase-GDP dissociation stimulator 1
Exons: 9
Coding region: 199-2058 (619 amino acids)
Biological process (GO): positive regulation of GTPase activity
Cellular component (GO): cytosol
Molecular function (GO): protein binding; guanyl-nucleotide exchange factor activity
Source: RefSeq, a predicted model, not a curated record
GCUGCUAGCCGCUUUGCCGACUUGAACUCGCCCAUUGACAUUAAAAUAGUGAGAGGAAGUCGAUUAUACAUUUAUACAUUAAUAAAAUAAAGAUUUCUGGAUCUUUUUUUUCGAUAUUUUGAAAGAUCGUGAGGGAGAUACGUUAUUUUUGGGUGAAUUAGGUGCGGAAGUUCUGCGGAAUCUGCGACGUGGAUAAAAAUGGAAGGCGAGACAAAGCACAAUAUCGAUAAACUCGUCGAUGAUUUGAAGUGUGUCGUAAGACUCGAAGCCUCGCAAGAGGAAUGCAAUAUUGUUCAGAUUCUGGAUUCUGUAGUAAAUGUUAGCAAAACGUCGAUCGGAGAAACUACCGAAUUAGUCAUUGAUGAUGUCUUCUUGACACUACUUAGACACAAAUCUAAACAAAUCAUAGCAAAGACUGCUAAAGCUAUUGCGGAGAUAGCAAAGACUGAUCGCGGGAGAGAGAAAUGUACCAGUUUUGAAUUAAUACGGACCUUGAUUGAUUUGCUAAAGGAAGAAGAUAUAGACAUAUUGACACAGACUUCCAGAGCUCUAGGAAAUAUCUGCUAUGAAAAUGAGAUUGGUAAAAAUCUGGUAACAGAACAGGAUGGUUUGAAAGUAAUUCUAGCACUACUGAAGAAAGGAAUUUCCCUAGGUAAUGUUGAAGGUGCGAGCUUCCUGAGGAAUGUGGCUGCUGGAGUUUUAUUGAAUUUUUUGGUGGAUCAGGAAAUGUUAUACAGAAAAGCACUAGAGGAAGAUAUGGUACCAAUUAUUUGCAGUAUUUUAGAAGAAGAUGGAAUAAAUGGUGAUGAAUCAGCAGUACAAGUAUUACUCACUCUUGGCAUAUUGAACGAUGUAAAUAUUAUAUUUCUCAAUGAGAGAUUGACAAGAAUUUUGGUUGAUACACUGGCUAGUGACACUUCCUCUGAGCUAUCUGAGAUGUGUUUAGAAAUCUUACAUGGCCAAGCAGAAGAUGAAAAUGCGAAGCUGUUAUUGGCUAAGGCAGGAGUAUGUGAAUUGCUCCUGAAACUGUUAGAGAAACAUGGUCCACAAUGCACCGACGAAGAAACACGAUCAAUUCUUAAAGUCGCCUGUAACUUGAUUGUUUUGAUUUUAACUGGAGAUGAAAGUAUGAAUUUCCUUUACGAUGAUGGCAAGGGUCCUGUAUACAAGAAAUUAAUAGAAUGGCUAGAGAGUAUUGACGAGGAUUUGCAGAUCACCGCUGUUUUAGCCAUGGGCAAUGUUGCGCGAACUGACAUACAUUGCAAGCGCAUGGUGGAACAGGGUAUUCAUCGGAAGCUGUUAAAAAUUCUCGAAAGAAAUGGCAACAAAUCUGGCGAUAUUAGAUGUCAACACGCUUUACUCAGCGCAUUACGCAACCUCGUUAUACCUGCAGACAAUAAAUCGUUAAUUCUUGCCGAUGGUCUGAUCGAUGUGUUGUAUCCAAUGCUGGAAAUCCCUACCUAUCCCGUCGUUUUCAAAUUACUGGGAACGCUUAGGAUAGUCAUAGAUGGUCAAAAAGAAGCAGCAAUUUCUUUAGGACGAAGAGAGGACUUGAUUAAGCGAGUAGUUGAGUGGUGCAGUACUGAGGACCACCCUGGUGUACAGGGUGAAGCCAACCGAUUAAUUGCCUGGCUAAUAAAUAAUAGCAGGGACAAGCAGGUUUCUUUAUCAAUAAUCAAGUACGGUGCGGUGCAGCACCUAGUAGAUAUGCUUUUAGCGCAACACACGCUGAUGCAAAACGAAGCAAUCAUGGGUCUUAAUUUGUUAACUGUAAUUUGUCCGACGGAAUCUGAAGAGCUAUUGAUCAAAGCAGAUUUUGGACGCAAUAUGUGCGAAUUGUUUGCACGCUCCCGUGAGCUUGACGUACACAUCAUGCUAAAUGCGUUAUCAUUAUUGAAUCGCGCUCUGGAAUUAGGUAUCCCAAAGAUCUAUCCAGAAAAGAAAGAAUUAUUUGAUCGACCGACAAUUUUAUGUGCCAUCUGUUUUAGACCAAUUGAAGGAGCAUCUUACGAGCUAUGGAUUAGCCAAUGCAUGCAAACUACAAUGCCACAUAAAUGAAAACACUGUCACGGAAUUACAGACUCGAGUUACCAAUUCGUGAGCGGCGCUGGGUACCAUCUUGGAAACUAACUAAGGAUAAUGAUGAUGAUGAUGACAAUGACAAUGACCAAUUCCAAAACACAUUCUUAAGCGCCAUUCCCUACAUUGUUGUAUCUUCCAUCAUUCCAAAGAACCAAGAAAUGCAAUCUUCAAUGACCAAAUUGUUCCCCAACUUAAUUCACAGAU